This is a messenger RNA of Anisakis simplex (herring worm), 228 nucleotides long. Lineage: Eukaryota; Metazoa; Nematoda; Chromadorea; Rhabditida; Anisakidae. The record is from the annotation of a GenBank genome assembly.
AUGACUGCUGAAGAAAAUCAUCCAAUGCUGAAAGCAGGUGAAAGCAGUCAUGAACCUCAGUCUAGUUCUUCACCCGAAAAGAAAGUUCUUCUAAUACCCAAGGAUCUUUAUUAUGGUACUGGAAAUGCUGACCAUGGGGUUGAUGCUGGGAAUGCUAACCGAGAGGGUGAUGUUGAAAAUGCUGACCAAAGGGAUGCUGCCGAAAAAAAAAUACGUGAGGUAGGAUGA